UUCGCUUCCAAACCUCUCAGCUUCUCUAUAGACCUCUUUCAUCGAGACUCAUCCCUGUCACCUAUCUAUGACCCUUCAUCCACUCUAGCUCAACGAGCAGAGAAGGAGGCUCCACCCUCCAUGUUGCGCUCAUGCAGCAUUGCUUCACGGUUUUCCAAUACCACCAGUGUGAUCUCCAGCCCUGUGAUGGCUGGUCCCGAUAAUCCUGAUUCUGCCCUGCGUAAAGUUCCUGGCCUUGGCCGUGGUCCUCCCUCUCUUGUUAAACAGAUUGGCUCUUCCAUUGAUGACAAAUUUGCUUACUGUCUUUUGGAGCUCAUCGAUUCACUCGAACAUUUAGGUGUAGCCUAUCACUUUGAGAGUGAGGUCAAGCGAUCACUAGAUGCCAUAUGCACGAGCACUAGAGGAUUUGAGGACCUCUACUCUUCUUCACUUCGCUUCAGAAUUCCGAGGCAACAUGGAUAUAAUGUUUCUGCAGAGUUGUUUAGUAGAUUUAGGGAACAGUCUGGCCGUUUCUCUGAGAAUCUUCGUGAGGACGUGAGAGGGUUGCUGAGCCUCUACGAAGCAACACAACUAGCCUGUGAAGGAGAAACUGUGUUGGAAGAAGCUAUGGCCUUCUCUUCACAUCAUCUUAGAGCAAGGAUAAGCCGCAUGGACCAGAGGAUGUCUCGACAGGUACAGCGUGCUCUAAGGUGGUGGAGGGACUUGGGCUUGGGCGAUCACAUUUGCUUCGCCAGAGAUAGGCUGGUGGAGAGCUACUUCAUGGCGGUGGGGAAGAUGCAUGAGCCACAGUUCUCACAGUACAGGAUGCAACUCGCCAGGGUCUCCUACUUGAUGGCCACCGUUGAGGAAAUCUUUGGCGAGCAUCAGUGGGAUCUUCAGGCGGCAGAGCAGCUGCCACAGUCACUGAGGGUCUUCUAUGCGGCUGUCUACAACACAACCAACCAGAUUAGCUACACUGUUCUUAGGAGGCAUGGCCGUGAUAUCACUUCACACAUGAGGAGAGCGGUGGAUGGGUGUAUGCAGAGCUUACUUGGUUGA
Nymphaea colorata (pocket water lily) is the source of this 1038-nucleotide messenger RNA. Its product is annotated as alpha-thujene synthase TPS3, chloroplastic-like. The transcript is spliced from 6 exons. Gene Ontology annotation, molecular function: terpene synthase activity; magnesium ion binding. NCBI's taxonomy places the organism in Eukaryota, Viridiplantae, Streptophyta, Magnoliopsida, Nymphaeales, Nymphaeaceae. The record is from RefSeq and is a predicted model, not a curated record. The annotation marks the transcript as partial.